GGGUUUUUAAAUGUAAUGGCUCAGUCCAGUGGAUACCUUCAGUGGCAAGGAGUUAUUGUAGUAAAUGGAGUGGUGUUACAGUUAAAGCUGACUGAGCAUGCUCUGUGGAGACCCUCUGAAGAGGAGGACCGACAGAGGGAGCCACCAGGUCACAUGACCGGCGAGCCCGCUGGUCUAGCCAAGGGCAGCGUGGAGAAGGGUGCAUCCACAAAGAAAGAAGAACUUGAUGCAGCGAGCAACGGAGAGGAGAAACCAGAUAGAGACAAAGAGGUAGCAGCCAGACUGGCCUCCUCCCCUCCAGCAGAGACGAUGCUAAACGGCGCCGAAUGUGACGACACAAGGCACAAGAGCCCGACACACGGCUCUGCAACAGCCAACAACAAGACUUUACUGUUGCUAAAUGAAAAUGGCACGUCCGACAUGGAGCCACCGCAUGGUUCUGUUACUGGAAGCAAUGGAUUAAUUCUCACUAAGCAGCAGCAGGAAGGGGGCUCUGCAUUGACGGCGAGUUUGGGAGUUUCCCCUCACAGGACUAACUGGUUGCCUUCGGGCUCACCGACAGGUGGACACACGGCCAAAUCUCCCCCGGCCUCGGCGUCUGGGUGUGAACAGAGUUCAGGUGCACUAAGGACUGACCCCAGUACAGAGACUACGUCGGGACGGGAGACACCAGACACUAAAAAUGGCACGGCCUCGUCUCCUGCCCCGGCUCCAGCACCCGUCACGAUACACAGAGCGCGCAAGACCAUGUCCAGACCUGCUGUCAGCCAGGCACAAAAGCUUCUUAACAGAGAAUUAAGAGAAGCAAAGAGUUCCAAAGUGGAGACUCAUGUUGCACCUGACACAUCCUCGCAGCAGCCCUCUGCGGAGAACCAUCUACCUCAGAGUCCACCGGAUAUGCCGGCUUCAGCACAAACUGCAUCAUCAGCUUCACCAGCACCUCCUGCAGCUCCCAGUACACCUCCGGGUUCUGAGGCUUCUCCGGGUUCUGAGGUUUCUCCGGGUUCUGAGGCUCCUCCAGCUCCUCUAGCUCCAACCAAGCUCCAACUAGCUCCUUACUCAGGAGGGUUGUCAUCCCGUAAGAAGAAGAGGAGGAUGGGAAUGUACAGUCUGGUUCCCAAGAAGAAAACCAAAGUGCUUAAGCAGAGAACUGUGCUGGAAAUGUUUAAGGCACUACAACAGUCUGCCAAGAGCCCGCAGAGUAAAGAGGUAGCGAACAUAAAUGGGGAGAAGGUGGAAAAUGCAUCUGAGGAGGAUGAGUCCGAGGAGGUGGAGUCUGAGGAAGAGGAGCGACAGCAGCCAGCAGGAGAACCCGUCACUGUUGUCCAGGAAGCAGCAUCUGAGCCCAUCUCUCAGGUGGGAGAUGAGCAGGAGUCUGAAGAGUCUGCAGAAGAAGAGGGAGAGGAGGAGGGCACAGAGUCCGACUUGAGCACAGAGUCCAGUCUGAAGAAGAAGUUGAAAAAGAAAAUAAAGAGAGACGGUGCGUGGCUCAAGCCGUCCAGGAAACGGAAGAGGAGGAUAAAAGCCAAAGAACUAGAGGCGGUGGAUCAGCCUCAAGCUUCAGCUCAGGCCGGCGAUGGCAAGGAGCGCACACAGAUUUCCUCACCUGAGUCUGUCAACCUCAGCCAGCCCCAAGAGGCGGCGGCUGCCUCACAGAACAAAGACGCUUCAGGGUCAGCGAUGGAGGAGGCUCAGGAGCUUCCGCUCUGCAGCUGCCGCAUGGAGACGCCCAAGAGUCGAGAGAUCCUCACCCUGGCAGACAGGAAGUGCAUGGCCACAGAGAGCGUUGAUGGGCAGCUGACGCGCUGCCAGGGUGCCAUACUGAAACAUGAAAUGAUGCGUCCCUCCAACUCUGUUCAGCUGCUGGUUCUGUGCGAGGAUCACCGCAACGGCAUGGUGAAGCACCAGUCGUGCCCCGGCUGUGGCUUCUUCUGCAGGGCUGGGACCUUCAUGGAGUGCCAACCAGACCUCAGCAUCUCUCACCGUUUCCAUCGUGCUUGUGCCUCGGUGCUGAAAGGUCAAAGCUUCUGUCCUCACUGCGGAGAGGAGGCCGGUAAGGCCAAGGAGGUCACCAUCGCCAAGGCCGACACCACCUCCACCGUGCCCCCCGCGCUCGCACACGGACCUGCUACACCCGGGGUCCCUGAGGGCCGAGCAGACACCACCACUGGCAGCUCUUCUCGUAUGGCUGUGGGGGCUGAAGUCAGCGGCCAGGCCGACAGCUCACUGUCCAUUCGUUCUGCACACGGACUCGACACCUCUGCUGUUCCUGGGUCAUCCAGGACCGCAUCCCUGCUGGCUGGGACGGGACCAACGCUGCCACCCACAAUCCCCCAAGGACCACCGAGAGAGACUCUAGAGAGUAUCCUGGUGGCUCUUGACACAGACAAACCCAAGAAGCUGCGUUUUCACCCCAAGCAACUUUACCUCUCAGCCAAACAGGGAGAACUCAAGAAGGUCUUGCAUAUGUUGGUGGACGGUAUCGACCCUAACUUUAAGAUGGAAUCUCAGAACAAGCGCACCCCGCUCCACGCUGCAGCUGAGGGAGGAUACAAAGACAUCUGCCACAUGCUCGUACAGGCUGGCGCAAACUUGGACAUGUGUGACGAAGACCAGCGGACGCCACUGAUGGAGGCCUGUGAGAACAACUACAUGGAGACGGUCCAGUACCUGCUGAGAGCUGGAGCCAGCGCCACACACAAGGAUGUUGAAGGGUUCACGUGUCUCCACCUAGCGGCAAAGUCUGGUCAUUACAACAUUGUUGAGCACCUUCUGACCACAGGAUUUAUCAACAUCAACUGUCAGGAUGAUGGAGGUUGGACAGCCAUGAUCUGGGCGACAGAGUACAAACACGCGGACCAGGUGAAGCUGCUUCUGUGCAAAGGAGCCAACAUCAGCAUCAGGGACAAGGAAGAGAACAUCUGCCUUCACUGGGCGGCGUUCUCCGGUAGCGUGGAGAUCGCCGAGCUGCUUCUGAACGCACGCUGCGACCUCCAGGCUGUCAACAUCCACGGAGACUCUCCUCUACACAUCGCUGCUCGGGAGAAUCGCUUAGAAUGUGUCACGCUUUUCCUGACUCGAGGAGCAGAUGUGUUUCUGAAGAACCGCGAGGGAGAAACUCCUCCAGACUGCUGCAGCCACAACUCCAAGGCCUGGGCAGCCCUGCAGACCAACAGGAGGGAGAGGGACGCAAGAACAGCAGGACUCAAUCGAGUGGAGGAGAAAGUCCUUCAGAGUGACAUAGCUCUGGGGCAGGAGAGCGUUCCCCUUCCCUGUGUCAACUCUGUGGACAGUGAACCUUACCCAGACGACUACAAAUACAUCCCUGAAAACUGCGUCACCUCCCCCAUGAACAUCGACAGGAACAUAACACACUUACAGUACUGUGUUUGUAAAGAAGACUGUUCGACAAGUAUCUGCAUGUGUGGACAACUCAGCCUGCGCUGCUGGUACGACAAGAAGGGUCGCCUGCUCCCUGAGUUCUGUCGUGAGGAGCCUCCUCUCAUCUUUGAGUGUAACCAUGCGUGCUCCUGUUGGAGGACCUGCAAGAACCGUGUAGUGCAAAAUGGCAUCAGGACCAGGCUUCAGCUCUACAGGACCAGUAAGAAGGGCUGGGGUGUCCGCGCAGUACAAGACAUACCACAGGGGACCUUCGUAUGCGAGUACGUGGGGGAGAUCAUCUCCGAGGCAGAAGCAGAGAUGAGGCAGAAUGACACGUACCUGUUCAGCCUGGAUGAUAAGCCACAAGAUCAAUACUGCAUCGAUGCUCGUUUCUAUGGAAACAUCAGCCGCUUCCUCAAUCACAUGUGCGAGCCCAACUUGUUUGCCUGUCGAGUGUUCACGACGCACCAGGACCUUCGUUUCCCACACAUUGCCUUCUUUGCCAGUGAAAACAUCAAGGCUGGAGAGGAGCUUGGAUUUAACUAUGGCGACCACUUCUGGGAAGUCAAAAGCAAGCUGUUCAGCUGCGAAUGCGGCUCUUCUAAGUGCAAGUACUCGUCAGCGGCCAUGGCGUCGCUGCAGGCGGACAGCACCCCGGAGCAGCAGCAGCAGCCCAGUGCGUCGCCUGACACCAGCUCCUCCAACAGUCCCUCCAGUCCUUCCUAAAAGUCUCCUCACACUAAGCUUCAUGCUACAUGUACACACGCCUGGUGGACACACACAGGCACCUCCCUCCUCCCUCCUUGAACUUUGAACUUUUAUCAGUGAACUUGUACUGUAUCUCCAUUUCUGAUUAAAGCCCCCGACCAUGGGCCGUUGUGAGAACACGUAAAACGUUGUCACGCACAACUGGAUGCACAAUCAAAUCCUGGAGGAACUUCCUGCUCCUUUAUUCCACCGUGAGAAACAUGAACAGCAGGGGGCAGCGACAGCACGCACAGCAAAUAUCACAGGGACAAUAAAACAUUCUUUACAUGUUAUACAUAACUUCAAUGGGAGAGAGAAAUGUGCAUUUAGUCUUUUUUUAAGAUGAUUGGUUGAAAUUGUUAAAUGGCUUUUCUUAUUGAGUCAUGAUCAAGGGACUUUGAGGUCGGGGGUGAGGGUAUCGUUGUCUUUUGCAAAGACAACCUCAGCAUACAGCUGGGCUUAACUUGUUUGACCUUUGCGGUCAUUUAUCAUGAACCAUUCCAGCAAGAUUACUGAUAAAUAUUGAACUAUGUUGCCACUUCUUUGUGUCACUUCAUCUUUGUUGCAGUGUUUGAACAGCCACGUCCACCGUAGUUGAUUAUAAAUGAAUGAAUUAACUGAAAUGAUUGGAAAGAGAAAGACGAGGUGGAAAGUGGACUGUUUUUUUUUAAGUUGUGAGUGAGAGCAAGAUGCUGUACCAUUCCUCAAGAAUGAGGCGUUUCUAGUCUGAAUCCUUUUUCAUUAAGCAUGUUUAAGGGGAUCUUAACGUGUCGCAAGAAUUGAUUAAACUGAAAUGGAGUUUAAAAAAACAACAAGAAAAUGGUGCUGACAAAGGUUUUUACUUUUGUUUUCAUUUUUAUUACCCAAGUGAACAUAGUUUGUAAGAUAAGAGAACGUUUUACAUUUUUUAUGUUUAAUUUUAACUCAAUUUUCUAAGCGUAGUUACUGUAGUUAGGCUAUUUCUAAUUUAGUUUCAUGAUUUUGCAGACAGAAGCCAACCCCUCUUUUUAAAUGUUGUUAGUAAAGCAGUGACUGUUGUGCAAAGUCUUGAAAGGUAUAAAUGAAAAAAAAAAAAGUUAUAAAAAUGCACUUCAUAACGUUCUGUUACAUAUUUCUGGACCGUGAAUCAUCCAUCUAAAUGGUUGUAUCUUUUUCAAUAAAUUUACUACUAAUGCAUUUAUUCUGA
Molecule: messenger RNA, 5314 nt
Organism: Cottoperca gobio
Lineage: Eukaryota; Metazoa; Chordata; Actinopteri; Perciformes; Bovichtidae
Gene: ehmt1b
Product: euchromatic histone-lysine N-methyltransferase 1b
Biological process (GO): negative regulation of transcription by RNA polymerase II; peptidyl-lysine dimethylation
Cellular component (GO): chromatin; nucleus
Molecular function (GO): histone H3K9 methyltransferase activity; zinc ion binding; p53 binding
Source: RefSeq, a predicted model, not a curated record